AAAUCACCAUUGCGAUUGUCUAAGAAUAAAAUUAAAAAAGCUGUUUUGUCAGAUUUCCACUUUUGAUUGAAGCAAGUGAUAUACGUGAUGUAUUUGUGAAAAUGUAAUUAGCUUCUCGGUUUCACCAUUGUAGCAACUCAACGACACGAGAAGAACAUAUAGAUAAGAUAUAGAUUAUUCUGCUAGGAUCUGGGAUUUGAGAGAGAGAAGAAAUGGGCAGGUUGUUCGUGGUGAAUCUGGAAGGGAAGAUCUAUAGCUGCAAGCACUGCAGGACCCAUUUGGCUCUUUAUGAAGAUAUUGUCUCUAAGUCUUUCCAAUGUCGGCAUGGGAAAGCUUAUCUCUUCAAUAAGGUUGUGAAUGUUACCAUUGGAGAGAAAGCAGAGAGGCAUAUGAUGACUGGGAUGCAUACUGUUGCUGACAUUUUCUGUGUUGGAUGUGGAUCAAUCGUGGGGUGGAAAUAUGAGACUGCCCAUGAAAAGAGCCAGAAGUACAAGGAAGGAAAGUCGGUCCUUGAACGGUUUAAGGUGUCUGGUCCCGACGGAAGCCAUUACUGGGUCAGUCAUAGUGCACAUGUUGCUGGAAGUGAUGCUGAUGAUGUUUGAUUUUCCUAUUCCUAAUUGUACAUUCUUUCACCUCUAUUGCUCUUUUACAACAAGUCUUGUGAAUUCUUGAAACCCAUUUCCUCGUUUCGGCAGCUCUCCUAACUUGCUGUCAAAUAACAUGAUUGUAAACAUUCAAUUGCUGAUUCUGAUGUAAAGAUCUGUCUGAAUUGGUUUCUUGCACAGC
Molecule: messenger RNA, 786 nt
Organism: Tripterygium wilfordii
Lineage: Eukaryota; Viridiplantae; Streptophyta; Magnoliopsida; Celastrales; Celastraceae
Product: protein yippee-like
Exons: 6
Coding region: 213-602 (129 amino acids)
Cellular component (GO): ubiquitin ligase complex
Source: RefSeq, a predicted model, not a curated record